CCUGCUUCGUUGACUUUGAAUAUAUAUAUAUAUAAAGCAAGGCGAUGCAUUACCAGAAAGAAGAGAAGCCAUAUAUAUUCAUUCAAUUAGAUAUAUAUAAAGAUAAAUAUGGUUGCAGUUGCAGGUAUUGGCGUUUGAGUUUCAACUGGUCAUAUAUAGAUCAAGUCAACGAAGCCUUAAUGGCCGCCUCCUCCAAGCUUCAUGCCUUGUGGAACCAUCCCGCCGGCCCCAAAACCAUUCACUUCUGGGCUCCAACGUUCAAAUGGGGUUUAACAAUAGCAAACGUUGCUGAUUUUACUAAGCCACAUGAAACCAUCUCAUACCCUCAACAAAUAGCUCUGGCUACUUCUGGACUCAUGUGGGCUCGCUACAGUACCAUAGUUACGCCGAAAAAUUGGAACCUAUUCGGUGUGAGCUUGGGAAUGUCAGCUACAGGAAUAUAUCAACUUGCCCGCAGGGCUCGGCACGACUACUACUCUGAGAAGAAUACAACUAAAGCAGAGGAAAUAAUGCCUACCUAGCUUGCCAAUAUAUAUAUAAGAGUUCACUUUUUAAUACUAACAAUGAGUACACCUUGACUUUAUAAUUACAUGCUUACAUUACAUUGCUUCAGUAAUAAUUACGGCUAUAUUGUUGUAAGAAACCAAAAAGAUACUCCUAUGUUAUUAUGUGUUAGUUGUACAAUGUAUCACCCAAUUGCAUUUGGUUUUUGCUUCUACAAAGAAAUUUGUCUAAACCUUCAA
Salvia miltiorrhiza (redroot sage) is the source of this 743-nucleotide messenger RNA. Its product is annotated as mitochondrial pyruvate carrier 3-like. The record is from RefSeq and is a predicted model, not a curated record. The coding region runs from base 45 to 521 and encodes 158 amino acids. Lineage: Eukaryota; Viridiplantae; Streptophyta; Magnoliopsida; Lamiales; Lamiaceae. Gene Ontology annotation, biological process: pyruvate import into mitochondria. Gene Ontology annotation, cellular component: mitochondrial inner membrane. The transcript is spliced from 5 exons.